CUCUUUGUAUAUUUCCCUGAAAGCGGUGUUUGUUUUUGCCUGUUUCAGUAGAAUUUUAUCAUUGGCAAAGUAGUUGAGAAAACUUAUUGUAUCUGGAAUUAAAGUGGGUUUUGCAGCAUCCGAAAAAUUAUAAAUUUAUUUUGCUAAUACUUUAAACCGAGAAUGGGUUGGGGAUUUGUAACGUGUGGUCCUAAUGAAGCACUUGUAGUUUCGGGAUGCUGCUACAUGAAGCCGCUGCUGGUGCCUGGUGGACGCGCAUUUGUAUGGCCCACCAUUCAACGCGUGCAGAGAAUAUCUCUCAACACCAUGACCCUACAAGUGGAGAGUCCAUGUGUUUACACCAGUCAGGGUGUACCGAUUUCUGUAACUGGUAUUGCACAGGUGAAAAUUCAGGGUCAAAAUGAAGAUAUGCUAUUAACUGCUUGCGAACAAUUCCUUGGCAAAGGUGAAGCUGAAAUACAGCAUAUUGCUUUGGUAACAUUGGAAGGCCAUCAACGUGCAAUUAUGGGUUCGAUGACGGUUGAGGAAAUCUAUAAGGAUCGUAAGAAGUUCAGUAAACAAGUAUUUGAAGUAGCUUCAUCGGAUUUGGCUAAUAUGGGCAUUACCGUUGUUUCGUACACCAUUAAAGAUAUACGUGAUGAAGAAGGUGAUUCAAAGGGUUAUCUAAAAUCGCUGGGUAUGGCACGCACGGCCGAGGUAAAGCGUGAUGCGCGCAUCGGUGAAGCAGAGGCACGUUGUGAUGCACAAAUCAAGGAAGCCAUUGCCGAGGAGCAACGUAUGGCAUCACGUUUUCUCAACGACACCGAAAUAGCUAAGGCGCAACGUGAUUUCGAAUUGAAGAAGGCCGCCUACGAUGUUGAGGUGCAAACAAAGAAAGCCGAAGCGGAAAUGGCUUACGAGCUGCAGGCGGCUAAGACCAAACAACGCAUCAAGGAAGAGCAAAUGCAGGUGAAAGUUAUUGAACGUACACAGGAAAUUGCUGUGCAGGAGCAGGAGAUACAGCGCCGUGAACGCGAGUUGGAGGCCACUGUACGCCGACCAGCUGAAGCAGAGAAAUUUAGAUUGGAAAAAAUAGCUGAAGCCAAUAAGAUGCGUGUGGUAAUGGAGGCAGAGGCCGAAGCUGAAUCGAUCAAAAUCCGUGGUGAGGCUGAGGCUUUCGCCAUCGAAGCUAAAGCCAAAGCCGAAGCAGUGCAAAUGGCACAGAAGGCCGAGGCUUGGCGUGAAUAUCGUGAGGCAGCCAUGGUUGAAAUGUUGUUGGACACACUACCAAAGGUGGCCGCUGAAGUCGCUGCACCAUUAUCGCAAGCCAAGAAGAUUACAAUGGUUUCGAGCGGGUCAGGUGAAAUUGGUGCGGCUAAAUUGACUGGUGAAGUCUUGCAGAUCGUUAACAAAGUGCCGGAAUUGGUGAAGAAUAUAACUGGGGUCGAUAUUGCCCGGUCUAUGCAUGCUGGCUAAAUUACAAAACACUUUACGCUACAAAUGUAAACAAAAAAUGCAAGAAGAAAGAACAGAAUAGACGAAAAGAAAAACGAAAAUAAAGAUCAACCGUGUCAAAGUCCUUAAACCAAAGAUUCUCAAAAAUUUUAUAUUAAUUAAAUACAAUUGUUUAAAAAUGAUGCCAUAUGUAUAAACACUUAUUUAUUUAUUACUUGAAAAAUUUAUAACUGAAAUAUACGAUUAACAACGACAAACUUUCAUAAAAAAAAACGAAAGACCUUUCGGCAAAUGACAAAUUUGAAAAUAAAAUCUAAACAAAAGGCGUAAAACCAAAGAAAUUUUUCCAAAAAAAAAUCACUACAAUCCUGUGGAAUUAAGGAAUUUGGCAUUUUGUCUCAUUAAAUUUAAGCACAAAUUCUUGAAAUUUACAAAAAAAAAAAAAUUAUAAUAAAAAAAAAAAUAAAAAAAAAAAUAUAAAAAUAUGUUUAUAUUGCCUAAAAAAGCAUGCAAAUAAACAGAAGCGUAUGUACGUGUAUAUAUGUACGACGCAUUAUUUGCAAACACUGUACUGCUGCGUGAAUUGCAUAAAUUUACAAACACACAUACAUACAUACAUACCUGCAUACAUAUGUAUAUCUUGCAUAACUUUAUAACAUUUACAAUUUUCAAUAUAAAUAAUUGCUAUAAGAAGCCAUUGUAUUUUGUAUUUUCUAUAUAAUAUAACCAACAACUACACAAACAAAUAAACAAUUUAAAUGAUAAUUAUCAAGCGAAUGUUUUUCCAUGCAAACGAUGGUGCGCAGUCAGUAUAGCUUAUGAUUAGUCAGAGAAUUUCAUAUUAAUUUUAUAUGAUUUCAAAUAAAUUAUUGAAUUGAAAUGAAUCUCUAGCAAGUGUUUAGUGCGUAAAAUGUAGUUAAAAUGCAAAUGAAAAAAAUGCGAUUCGAGAUAAAGUUCAUACAUGUGUACGUACUUUGUACUCAAAAGCUGCAAGGCCGGAGAAACAAAGAAACGUAGUAGCUUUGAAUGAAUGAAGCUAAAAGAGCCCAGUGCAUUAUUUUUCAGCAUAAUUAAGUAUUCGAAAAAAAAAAA
Molecule: messenger RNA, 2526 nt
Organism: Ceratitis capitata (Mediterranean fruit fly)
Lineage: Eukaryota; Metazoa; Arthropoda; Insecta; Diptera; Tephritidae
Gene: Flo1
Product: flotillin-1
Exons: 8
Coding region: 163-1455 (430 amino acids)
Biological process (GO): protein localization to plasma membrane; regulation of receptor internalization; positive regulation of endocytosis
Cellular component (GO): plasma membrane
Source: RefSeq, a predicted model, not a curated record